AUGCUUGCGGAUGAACCGAUUGAGGUGGUAGAUAAAUUUGUUUACCUGGGCAGCUGUAUCAGUCCCGGUGGUCUCACGAAAGAUGAUGUUUCCAUCCGGAUUGGGAAGGCCAAAGCAGCUUUUGUGAACCUACGUCACCUGAGAGGGCUGGAUACAGACCCUCCGGUCCUGGUGCCUUCUCACGUUUCAGUACGGCUAUUUCGUACCCUAUUUCUUCUUCUGAAGGGCGAUCAAGGUUUACAUUCCAUUCGCCCACAUGCUUUACCUCCACUGCAUUUAAAAGCAUGUUGUGCAAUUGAAGUUUCGCUGAAUCGACUUACUUUCGCUAAACUACGCCUGGACAGUACGGGCCCAAAUCGUGUCUUACUGGAGGUGUGGGAUAGCGUACCACUCAAGCUCCCUGGUGGGAAAGAAUUCAGGCCACAGCUAUGUGAAAGCGUGGCUGCAAACCGCGAACUUCAUCCAACACAUACCACUUCUCUGCCAGUCUACACAGUGGACAAGAGACAGCGAAACAAAAUUCUCUCCAAGUGGUUUACGUCCGGCAGCGAAUCUCCCAGCCUUGAUAUACUGCUUGCCCGGCUGCAUGGUCUAGCCCCGCAUCCCUCAGUUCUUUCCCAUCUGUCUUCUCUGUUAAAAAUCCCCGAUGUUGACAGGACAACUCAAGGAUCGCUUUUUUACGAUCACGAAAAGACUUCGAUGCGGGCGGCGUUAGUCCACUUGGAUCAAAACGGCGUCACACCUGCUUACUGUGAAACAGCCGGUCUACUGUUCCGGCCCGUAUCGUUUGGACAAACUCCGAAGGCGAGAACAACAUUAGCUGAUACGAUUGGAUACAGCCAGCACGCUCUAGUCCUGGGUUUCUUGUGCGCCAGUCUCCUGCCCUCUUCAAAUCCAAACUCGCUUGCUUUUCCAUGUAUUGAUGAAUACAGCCUAUCUUCGUGGGUUGGUUACCGAGCAGAAGAUUGGCCUCGCGUUGUCCAGGAAGCCCUUCAAAAUUACCCGGAUGCCUAUAUUCGACUGACUCCCCCAGUUAGACGUUCCAUACCAGUUCGAAAUCACACAGAGGACAUUUUGAAUAUGCUCAUCUCGCUUGUUUGUCUGAAGAUCAAGCUGAAGAUUGGCUUCUCCCUUCAUACAGACUGGUGA
Molecule: messenger RNA, 1149 nt
Organism: Opisthorchis viverrini
Lineage: Eukaryota; Metazoa; Platyhelminthes; Trematoda; Opisthorchiida; Opisthorchiidae
Exons: 6
Coding region: 1-1149 (382 amino acids)
Source: RefSeq, a predicted model, not a curated record